AAAUGAGGGCGGAAGAGGAGGCACAAAAAAUAUUCCACUUGGCAGUAUAUUCUUUACAGUAAGAAAGUCAAUAGUUACAAGAAAUGCUCAAAAAUGUAUGGCUCAGCGAUGAUGCACAUCGGGACAUUAGUAGUUAUUUUUAUACAUUAUGAUCUGAUGUGUUCCUUGAAGGAUGAUGUGAAGAGAAUAACAGCAAAAGAAGGGAACACUGUUACUCUGCAGCCUGAAGUACAUGCACUGGAGAUUGAUGCUCAAAUUCUUUGGUCGUUUAAUCAGAAUAGUAAAGAUCCUAAAAUAGUUAACAGUCAGGUGUUUAAAGGAGAGAUUAAUACAGAAUAUUCAGGGAGACUCAAAGACCGACUGCUGCUGGACAGAAAUACCGGAUCUCUUACCAUCAGAAACAUCACCACCAGAGAGUCUGGGAUAUAUCGCCUUCAUAUAAUUAGUGAACGUAUCUCAUAUUGGCACUUUAACUGUACUGUCUAUGCUCCUGUCUCUGCCCCUAACAUCAGUAGAGGACAUUCUCACUCCAACACCAAAACCGCUAAGAGCCGCACUUGGUCAGGAGCUGAGACCCAGUCCAGCUCCAACACAAGUUGUCAGGUGCUGUGUUCUGCGAAGAAUGACAGGCAGGUGUCCUUAUCCUGGUUCAGAGCGAAUCAACUGAUUAGUCAAACAAGCAGUCCUGAUGUCAACACCACCCUGUCUCUCCGUCUGGAUAUAGAUGAGAAAGACAACACUGUAUAUAGUUGUGUGUCUGCCAAUCCUGUCAGCAAUGACACCACUUAUCUCAACAUCACUGUCAUGUGUAUGAAUCAAAAAGAUCCUUCAAUGUCUAAACGGCAGUAUCCUAUCUUUUUGUUACCACUCGGCCUUUCUGCUACAAUUGCAAUUGUGGCCGUGGGAAUGUGUGUGAAGAAGAAAAGAGAAUAUAAUAUUAGUAGAAGUACAGGUGGGCAUCCCAGUGACUAAUGACUAAUUCUUCUU
Molecule: messenger RNA, 987 nt
Organism: Clupea harengus (Atlantic herring)
Lineage: Eukaryota; Metazoa; Chordata; Actinopteri; Clupeiformes; Clupeidae
Product: CD48 antigen-like
Exons: 4
Coding region: 94-972 (292 amino acids)
Source: RefSeq, a predicted model, not a curated record